Messenger RNA from Musa acuminata subsp. malaccensis (wild Malaysian banana), 1034 nucleotides. RefSeq names its product protein FLX-like 2. Lineage: Eukaryota; Viridiplantae; Streptophyta; Magnoliopsida; Zingiberales; Musaceae. The record is from RefSeq and is a predicted model, not a curated record.
UCUCGAAACUGGAUUGCGGAUCUGAGCCCCAAGUUUCGGCUGUGGGAGUCCGGUGAUCGUUCUCACGAUGUGACCGCCUGAGGCGCUGGUCUACCGAACCCUAUUCCUCUCUCUCGCUGCCUUCUCCGACGAACCCUAACGCCUCCGUAUCUGGAUCAUAUUGAUGUGGAUUUAUCGGCUCUCGAAGAAACAUCGUUUUCAAUCUACCGUUUAUCAUAUUGUAAAAGGAGAUAUUGUGCCAAUCAUCAUGGGAAGCAAAAGCUGUAUACCACCUCCUCUGCAUCUGCAACGGCCUCUUAUUGGUCCUGGCUUGGUGCAACCAGAUCCAUUUGGUCCAGGCAUUCUCCUCCCGCCGGGUGUUUUUCCUUUCGAUAAGUUGCCACCUCCAGAAAUUAUGGCGCAGAAGCUUGCUGCACAACAUGUGGAAAUGCAAAGACUUGCAAUAGAGAACAAAAGGUGUGCAGCUACCCAUUAUUCUUUGAGGAAGGAAUUAUCUGCUGCCCAACAGGAGUUGCAGAGAUUGCAGACUGACAUGAGUGCCAUUAGAGCUGAUCAAGAGCAACAAUUAAGAAUGCUCUUGGAUAAUAUUUCAAAGAUGGACUCUGAGUUGAAAGCUUCUGAACCUGUUAAUGUAGAUAUGCAGCAGGCUCGUCCAGAAGCUCAGAGCUUGGUAGCAGCAAGACAGGAGCUAAUUUCCAGAGUACAACAGCUGACUGAGGAUUUGCAGAGGAGCCAUGGUAAUGUCCAGCAAAUCCCAUCGUUGAUGUUGGAACUUGCGGCCCUUAGACAAGAAUAUCAAGAUUUCAGGUCAUAAAUCUCUCUUCGGCUUUAUAUUCAAGCACACAACUUGUUCUCCUAAUGGUUUGACGUAAGGUCAAAUUGUUCAUUUAGUUUCGUAACAAUUUGACCUUACGAUCAAACCUAGAACAUGCAGAAAUUGGUUCACAUUAUUCUAUAAAAUUCUGUGAAUACUAAAUUGAAUGGUACCCUACCAAAGCGUGAAACAGAAGACUGUCACCAAGGUCUUGCUACUA